Hypomesus transpacificus is the source of this 4493-nucleotide messenger RNA. It is a transcript of the gene skib, whose product is annotated as v-ski avian sarcoma viral oncogene homolog b. Gene Ontology annotation, molecular function: RNA polymerase II cis-regulatory region sequence-specific DNA binding; DNA-binding transcription factor activity, RNA polymerase II-specific; SMAD binding. Gene Ontology annotation, biological process: negative regulation of BMP signaling pathway. The transcript is spliced from 7 exons. The coding region runs from base 468 to 2591 and encodes 707 amino acids. Lineage: Eukaryota; Metazoa; Chordata; Actinopteri; Osmeriformes; Osmeridae. Gene Ontology annotation, cellular component: nucleus. The record is from RefSeq and is a predicted model, not a curated record.
AGAGAGAGAGAGAGAGAGAGAGAGAGAGAGAGAGAGAGAGAGAGAGAGAGAGAGAGAGCAAGUGAGUGAGCUUCACACAUUUGGUCUGAGUGAGCGAGCGAGAGACAGACAGACAGACACAGAGAAAGAGAGAGACCGCCAGACUGCGCAGACGAGGCAUAAUUCAGGUUGUAUCCUAAGCUGUCUACUGCAGUGGAAAGCAUUGAUACCUACAACACUAAUUUAAUUUUAUUCGAUUUUGGUAGGCUUCUUUCUGUGAACUAGAAGGUUUGUUCGAGUGUGUGCUUAGAACUCGAAUCAACAAUUUUUCUUUUAAAUGGAUGAUCUUUCGGUGAGAGCCGUAUCAAGUGACAUGGAGAGUCGCCGCAUUGGACUUAUCUUUUAUUUCUGAUACAGCUGAAGACAACCUUAAACCACAAACACAAGGUUUAACCCGUGAAUUUAAACUCGUAUCUAGUAUUCAAAACAUGGAGGCAACUUCAAGCUUUCAGCCUCACCCCGGACUUCAACAAACUCUAAAGCAGUUUCAUUUGAGUUCCAUGAACUCCCUUGGUGGACCGGCGGCAUUCUCAGCUCGAUGGCCACAGGAUAUCCUCUUCAACAAAGAUGGCAAAACCGCCGAGAUGAUGCUCACCAUGCCGGCCCAUACACCCCCGGUAAUGCCCGGGCCGCUUUUCAUUCCGUCCGACCGUUCCACCGAACGCUGCGAAACUGUCCUAGAACGCGAACCUAUUUCGUGUUUCGUGGUCGGUGGAGAGAAACGGCUGUGUCUCCCGCAAAUCCUCAACAGCGUCCUACGGGAUUUCUCCCUCCAGCAGAUCAAUUCGGUGUGCGAUGACCUGCAUAUUUACUGCUCCCGGUGCACCGCGGACCAGCUGGAGAUACUAAAAGUAGUGGGCAUACUACCCUUCUCUGCCCCGUCAUGCGGACUCAUAACACAGACGGACGCUGAGCGUCUCUGCAACGCGCUUAUCUACGGUGGUACCUAUCCUCCUUAUUGUAACAAGGAGCUCUCCGGCUCUCUUGAGUUGGAGCGCACAGAGAAAAGCUUCAAAGUGUAUCACGAGUGUUUUGGACGUUGUAAAGGCGUAUUCGUCCCGGAGCUGUAUAACAGCCCCAUUGCCGCCUGUAUCCAGUGUAUUGACUGCAGACUCAUGUUCCCGACCCAAAAGUUCGUGGUCCACAGCCACAAAAGAUUGGAAAAUCGAACCUGUCACUGGGGGUUCGACUCGGCGAACUGGCGCGCAUACGUCCUCCUUGACCAAGACUACACGGCAAAAGAUGAGAAGGCUCACCUGGAGCAGGUCCUUAAAGACAUCAAAGAAAAGUUUAACGCUGCCAGCAAGUUCUCCAAUAAGCAUUGCAGGACCCACAGCCCGGCUCCAGCUAAGAAGUCCAAGCUGGACAAGCUGCUUUCUCCCUUAGCCGACAACGAGAGACAGCACGACUGGUUACAAUCUCUGACAAAGUCUGCCAGCAAGGAUGUGAAACAAGCCCAGCUGAAACAGAGAGGCUCUGCCUUCCGGCCCUGGUCUCCCUCCUCCGAGAGGAACAAAACCACCAAUCACAGUGAAGCUAAGCGAUCCAGCCAGCAGAUCAGCCAGGAGAGCUGUGUGGUUCCCAACAUAGCGCUAGCUCCUCUGGCCAGCCCCCUCCUCAGAGAGGACCAGACCAUGGGGACCCAGACCAGAGACAGGGAGAAGGACACCCCUUCCAGCUCCAGAGCACCAGAGCCACCGGUCCCCAAACCUGUUCUCCCUCCACCAGCCAACGCGGUGGAAGAGGACAUGGAGAUGGACGAUGAUGGGGACAUCGACGUGGACGACUGUGAGGAUUGCCCAGUAUCCAUCCCCUCCUUGACCUCAUCUCUCCCAGCCUGCAACAGUGUGAGCCAGACCCCAGCUCUGCCCCUGCCCCAGAAGCCCCCAGGCAGCAUGAGGCCCUCGGAGGGCCCCGGCCCGGCCUGGCUGCCUGGGGCCCCCUGCCCGGAGCUGGAGGCCCUGAGACAGAGCCUGUAUGGGGGCCUGGACUCCCAGGAGGCCAGGGAGAAGUUCCUGCAGGAGGUGAUGAAGAUGAAGCUGAAGCAGGAGGAGAAGCUGGCUGCAGCCCUGCAGGCCAAGCGCAGCCUCCAGCAGGAGCUGGAGUUUGUGCGCGUGGCCAAGAAGGGCCGCCUGCGCGAGGCGGUGGAGGCCAAGCGUGGCCUGAGGAAGGAGAUCGAGCGCCUGCGGGCCGAGUGGGAGAGGAAGACCCAGGAGGCGGAGGAGUCCCGCACGCGGCUGAAGCGAGAGCUGGAGAAGGAGAGGCAACAGCGCGUCUGCGACCGUGGCUGCGAGGCCGAGCGCCUGCGAGUCAAGUACUCCUCUCAGAUGGAGGAGCUGCAGGUGCUGUUGCAGAGGGCCGAGGUGGACCGCGAGCAGCUGAGGGAGGAACUGCAGCAGGAGCGGGAGGCCCGGCAGAGCCUGGAGAGGAUGGUGAAGGAGCUGCAGGCACAGCUGGAGCUGCAGAAGGCCGACGACAGCCAGGACAGACAGGACUCCCACACAGACACGCUCAGACUUACCCAACCACAGCACACCAACGGAGUUUCCUAAUGCUGUGGACCACGCAGAACCGUUUUUGCCGGGCUCUCCAGAGACAGACGGUACUGUAGUGGCUGCAGGACACACUGCAUUAUUUGCAGCUCCUGUUAAGGGGAAAUAAUUCAGCAAAAAAUACCCAAUAAUUUCAAGAGGAUGGUUUCGUGUUUUGUAUUAGUAAAGUUGGAAGAUCUUGUUAUGAUGAAAAUUGACAUUAUUAUGAUAAUAUAUGAACUUUAACUGGAACUGGAAAGUGGUCUGGUUGAGCAUGAGAGCUAGCUGCAAUCCCAUGAGAAAGACAUCUUCCUGAAAGACAACACUCCUCUCCUGACUCCCCUGAUGCUGGAUAAGGACUUUAUUUUGGUAUAUAAGCUAUUUAAAGAUGUACAACUAUAGCUCCAUAAUGUUACUUGAAUAUUUAGGGAACAGAAGUACAGAACAGUAGGGGGCGACACCUCCACAGAAUCUCGGUACACACUUCAACGGUAAUAUAUUAUAUACAUUUACAGACGACUGGAAAGCACACCACCAAGGUUUUCCACUUUGUCACUGACUCAAUCAGUUUGCUUCUUGAACAUGUUGUGGAGAUUUAAAAGGAAAUGUUGCAUGAUUAGCAGGGUACCAGGUACUCACAUCAGCACAUCCAUGUAAACCCUAUAGGCAUGCAGCUUUCUCUCAACCCUCCAGAUCUGUUUCAGCUGACGGAAGCCGAAAGUAUCUGGGGACACUAUCUUUAUAUUCUCAUCUUGAAUAUUGUAUGGAAGUGUAACUUUUUACUAUGAUGCCCACAGCCUCCUUUUGUUUUAAAAUCAGACGUGUAUGAAACCAAACCAUGUCAUAAAUAUUGUGUUGCCGGUGAAUCUAAUGUUGUGUAUAGAACAACUAUGAUAAUGGCUGUCUUCUUGUUGAAUUGCGGUAUUUCAGAUUUUCUAUUGAAUACUGUAAAAUAAUUUAUAUUCCAAAAUAAUUUGCUGCCUGUAAACCCGUAAGCAUUUUUUGUUUCUGAUUUGUAGGGCUCUUAAAUCAACAUAUGCUUUAUAUGAACAACAUUUCUACAUAUAUACAAAAUAUGAAUAUAUAUUUUUUUACUUAAGAAAAGGAAUUGCACUUUUAAAAUAAAGACAAAUUGCAUUGUGCAUUUUACUCCCAAUUGCUUUGUUAAAAUUACAACAGAACAUGAACGACAUUUAACAACUAUUUUGUUAGUUCUGUUUUGUCAGUUCUAUUUUGUAAAUACAAUUGUGAUAUUGUAAAUAAUAAGAAAGUUUGCUUGCUUUACACUUUAAUUCUAUUAUGAGUAAUAGUUUUGAUCUUACUUGAAACCAAAAGAAAAUGUAUAUUUGUGAUUAUGAUAUAAUUGAUGGAUUAUUGCACCCUUGAUCAUCGCUUAAAAUCAAUGGGCUGAAUGGAAGUAAUGAAUGAUUGGUAAAACAUAGAGAAGAGACAAGUUAUCGGUCAUUAUUUUAAACAAUAUAGGUGAUCAUUUUGAGAAAGACACCAUUACUAUUAUAGUCAUCCUUUCCAUAUAUGUUUCUUCCUUCUGAUGGGAGCUACAAGAGAUGUUGAUGGAUUGCGGAUGUAUCUACUUAAACCCAGACCAAAAUUAUCAAAUGAGAUCAUUAUAUAUUUGAGUACCUACCCCUCUACUGGCUUUCCAGACCCAAGUAGGAAAGCUAGGACAUCUCCUGGUCUUCAACCUUUGGUGCUCACAAAUAUUUUAGAAAAACAUACUUACAUGUCUUAUUAUUAUGUCCCCACUGAACAUAUGUUGGAUACAAUGUAAUGGGAAUAUGCAUUGCAUUCGUUAAUACUGUUAAUAAUAGUUUUGGAAGUGGGGUUUUAUUUUGCCGUUUGUUUCGAUGUUUUCUUUUUCCUUGGAAAACCUCUAUGAUAUCCAUUAAAAUCAAAUCAACCAUU